GCUGGGAAAGCGAGGAGUUUAUAACUGUCGACACUGGUUUGUGACUCUUAUAAGCCGGUUACUACGCCUUAUUCAUUGCAGGAACCGCUUCUGCUGUUGUCAGCAGCGUGUCUGCUCGCUUCCUACCUGGGUUGAUCGGCCGGUUUACGUCUCUGGCUUGCGAGGCCAGAAUUCCUUUCCAACAUGGCUCCGAAAGAUACGUUCUUCCGCUCGGCGGAUAUGAGCUUGACUCAGCUGUAUAUCGCAAAUGAAAUCGGUCGAGAGGUUGUGAGCGCCUUGGGUGAGGUGGGACAGGUUCAGUUCCGAGAUCUCAAUCCCGACACGAAUGCCUUCCAGCGAACUUUCACCAAGGAAAUUCGUCGUCUCGAUAAUGUUGAAAGACAGCUCCGUUAUUUCGCCUCGCAAAUGGAGAAAGAUAAUAUUACCAUGCGACCCUCGUCCGAGUUUGGGAACACGCUUGCUGCUCCUUCGUCCGCCGAAAUUGAUGAACUUGCCGAACGAAGCGAGAGCCUGGAACAACGUAUCGCUUCGCUGAAUGAUAGCUACGAGACGUUGAAGAAGCGGGAAAUGGAGCUUACUGAAUGGCGCUGGGUUUUGAGGGAAGCUGGUGGAUUUUUCGACCGCGCUCAUGGACAUACUGAAGAAAUCAGAACAUCCGUGGAUGGCGAGAGUGACGAUGCUCCACUUUUGCAGGAUGUCGAGCACCAGGUUCCGGGAGCGCAGAACGGCGACACGCAGCAAUCUUUUUCCGUCAUGAAUAUUGGUUUCGUUGCCGGUGUUAUCCCCAGAGAACGCAUUGGUUCCUUCGAACGCAUUUUGUGGCGUACUCUGCGUGGAAAUCUCUACAUGAAUCAAUCCGAAAUUCCCGAGCCGAUCAUUGAUCCUGCUACAAACGAAGAGAUACACAAAAAUGUUUUUGUCAUCUUCGCUCAUGGUAAAGAGAUUUUGGCGAAAAUCAGAAAGAUUUCGGAAUCGCUCGGUGCGAGUUUGUACGGUGUAGAUGAGAACAGCGAGCUUCGUCGUGAUCAGAUUCAUGAAGUGAACACUCGUCUUGGAGACGUUGAAAGUGUCUUGAGGAAUACCAAGAACACAUUGGAUGCUGAGUUGACUCAAAUUGCUCGUUCGCUCGCUGCUUGGAUGAUCAUCGUUAAGAAAGAAAAAGCCGUAUAUCACACUCUCAACAAGUUCUCCUAUGACCAGGCCAGAAAGACAUUGAUUGCGGAAGCCUGGGUCCCUACCAACUCCUUGUCAUUGAUCAAGUCAACCCUACAGGACGUCAAUGAUCGCGCUGGUCUAUCCGUGCCGACUAUCGUCAACCAGAUCAGAACGAACAAGACGCCUCCGACUUACGUCAAGACAAACAAGUUCACGGAAGCAUUUCAGACAAUCAUCAAUGCCUAUGGUAUCACUAAGUACAGUGAAGUCAAUCCUGGUUUGCCCACAAUUAUCACUUUCCCUUUCCUUUUCGCAGUCAUGUUUGGUGACUUUGGUCAUGGUUUCCUAAUGACCCUGACUGCCACCGCAAUGAUCCUUUUUGAAAAGACUCUUCUUCGAACCAAAUUGGAUGAAUUGACCUAUAUGGCAUUCUACGGUCGAUACAUCAUGUUGAUGAUGGGUAUCUUUUCUAUGUACACCGGUCUGAUUUACAAUGACGUCUUUUCUCUGUCUUUUGAGAUCUUCCCUAGUCAAUGGCAAUGGCCUCAUAACAUUGACGAGGGUCAAGCUGUGCACGCAACUUUGAAGCAGGGUUAUCGCUACCCAUUCGGUUUGGAUUGGAACUGGCACGAGGCAGAAAAUGCGCUGUUAUUCACAAACAGUUACAAGAUGAAGCUCAGUAUUCUCAUGGGAUGGGCUCAUAUGACCUACUCUCUUUCUCUGCAAUACAUCAAUGCUCGCCAUUUCAAGUCAAAAGUCGAUAUUUUCGGCAACUUUCUUCCGGGAAUGAUCUUCUUCCAAUCUAUCUUCGGCUACCUUGUCUUUACCAUCAUCUACAAAUGGUCGGUCGACUGGAAUGCCCGUGGAGAGUCUCCUCCCGGUCUGUUGAACAUGUUGAUCUUUAUGUUCCUCAGCCCCGGAACGAUUGAACAACAACUCUAUCCCGGGCAGGCUGGCGUACAGAAAUUCUUGCUAGGUUUGGCUGUGUUGCAGGUUCCCAUUAUGCUCCUUCUUAAGCCUCUCUGGCUGCGAAGAGAACAUAACCGUGCCAGAGGUCUUGGUUACCAGGGUAUUGGUGAACGUGCCCAUGUCAGCGCCUUAGAUGAAGAUGGAGAUAUGAACGGCCGUGCAUCCGAAGGGCGUGACAGUAUGGCCAGUGACGGUGAAGGAGUUGCAAUGAUUGCACAGGACAUUGAUGAAGGAGAACAUGAAGAAUUCGACUUUGCAGAUGAAAUGAUCCAUCAAGUCAUCCACACUAUCGAAUUCUGCCUCAAUUGCAUCUCCCACACUGCAUCCUACCUUCGUCUUUGGGCCCUAUCGCUAGCCCAUCAACAACUCUCCAUCGUUCUCUGGACCAUGACUCUCGGCGGAUCCUUCGGCAUCGAAAGCUCAACCACUCGUAUCAUCAUGAUCGUCGUCGGGUUCUAUCUCUGGUUCUUCUUGACUGUAGCUAUUCUGUGUGUCAUGGAAGGUACUAGUGCCAUGUUGCACUCGUUGCGUCUACACUGGGUUGAAGCCAUGAGUAAGCAUUUUAUUGGAGACGGUAUUCCGUUUCAACCUUUUAGCUUCAAGACUCUUCUUGAAGAGGAUCCUGUUGAUUAAGCUUGUCUUUCGCUCGUUACUUAGGUUUUGAUUGAUUUGUUGUAUCUAACAGUGCAUAAGUGUAGAAAUGUAGAUUACAUGUUUGAUAAUGUUGCCUUGGC
Talaromyces stipitatus ATCC 10500 is the source of this 2858-nucleotide messenger RNA. Its product is annotated as vacuolar ATPase 98 kDa subunit, putative. Bases 184 to 2757 code for a protein of 857 amino acids. The transcript is spliced from 6 exons. The record is from RefSeq and is a predicted model, not a curated record. NCBI's taxonomy places the organism in Eukaryota, Fungi, Ascomycota, Eurotiomycetes, Eurotiales, Trichocomaceae. Gene Ontology annotation, cellular component: fungal-type vacuole membrane; vacuolar proton-transporting V-type ATPase complex; vacuolar proton-transporting V-type ATPase, V0 domain. Gene Ontology annotation, biological process: proton transmembrane transport; vacuolar acidification. Gene Ontology annotation, molecular function: ATPase binding; proton-transporting ATPase activity, rotational mechanism.